GCCGUUUUGGCUUCUCUCUCUCGAGUAGAUGAGAGUCGAUGGGAUAAGCAGCCGGAGGAACUUUUCACCUAAACAUCAUCCAUGUCGACCGUCAUGUUCCGUCGCGAAACCUCCGCAACGUCCCUCUUCGAUGCUCUUGUCCCAGCGGUACCUCAAGAUGUCCUCAAACAGAGGAUUUCCUUCGUUUAUCAGACUCCCACGGCCUACUCCUUCUCAUGCUUCUUCCACAGCUGCGGCUGCUUAUGGCUUCGGCGCUAGUUACCCAUCAUCCGUUUCCUCCGGUUCCUGUCCGAUCUAUGCUGAUGAUCCCCUCGGUGGUGAUUCUCGACCACCGCCUUUACACUUUUCUCUUGCUUCUGACUCUCAGUUGAAAUACGAUGUGUUCCUCAGUUUCCGAGGACCAGAUUCCCGUGAGAAUUUCGUGAGCCACCUCUACGACGAUCUAUGUCGAGAAGGAAUAGAAACUUUCGUAGACAGUGAAAAGCUUGAUGCAGGGGAUGAGAUUGAGCCGGCGUUGUUGGAUGCCAUCGAACGGUCGAGGAUCUCGGUAGUCGUGUUUACCAAGGAAUACGCCUCUUCCAAGUGGUGUUUGAGAGAGCUUGCAAAGAUCAUGGAGUCUAGGAGGACCCGAGGCCAAAUAGUUUUGCCUGUCUUUCUCGGUGUAGAACCCAUGGAGGUCAGAUGGCAGAGGGGAAGCUACAGUGUGGCCUUUUCUAGGCAUGAUAAGGCUCCCGAGGGAUCAAAACUAGCUGAGGAAGUAAUUGAAUGGAGAAAAGCCAUGAGCGAGGCUGCCAAUAUCUCAGGAUUUGAUUCCAGUACAGUUAGGCCUGCAUCUAAACUUGUGGAUGAAAUUGUUGCAAAUGUUUUGAAGAACCUAGAAAACAUUAGCUUGAGUGAAGACGAGGGCUUGGUGGGAGCUUAUUCUCAAGUAAAGGAAGUGGAAGCGUGGUUGGGACAUGGAUUACAUGAAGUGCGGACUAUAGGGAUAUGUGGAAUUGGUGGUAGUGGGAAGACUGCCAUUGCUGGAGCUGUUUUCAAUCGCCAAUACCAAAUGUUCGAUAGCUACUGCUUCCUUGCAAACGUUAGAGAACAAUCUAAAAAGCAUGGACUUCAUGCCUUGAGAAACGAGCUUCUUUGUCAAAUUCUUGGUGAGACUGAUAUAAACAUUGCUACUCCUGAAAUUGGAUCCAGCAGUAUAAAGAACCGUCUACGUCGAAAAAGAGUACUUAUAGUUCUCGACGAUGUAAGCAGCAUAACUCAACUGGAGUUUUUGAUCAGCAAAACUACUUACUAUUCCCCUGGAAGUAGGAUCAUUGUUACAACACGAGACAUGAAUGUAAUCAAGAACGCUGACAAGAUAUAUUCUCUGAAGGGACUAUCUAAAAGUGAUUCGCUUGAACUGUUUUCACAAUGCGCCUUCAAACAGAGCUACCCUCCUGAAGAAUAUUUGGAAUUGGCAAUGAGGGCUUCUGUUUAUGCAAAAGGGAUCCCUUUGGCUUUGAAAGUUCUUGGUUCCUUUCUCUGCAAGAAAUCUGUGGUAGAGUGGGAAAGUGCAUUAAGAAGACUCAAUAGUUCUCUCGAUGAAGAGAUCUUCAAUGUACUCCGAGUAAGUUUUGAUGGACUCAGUGAUGAAGAGAAGACGACGUUUCUUCAUCUUUUGUGUUUCUUCAAUGGGCAUGAACGAAGAUUCAUAACUGAUCUUAUUAAUGGUUGUGGUAUCUCUGCAGAUAUUUGCAUACGUGGACUUGUUGAUAAGUGCAUGAUUACUUUUACUAACGACAGGCUUCAGAUUCAUGACUUGUUAAAGAACAUGGGUAGACAAAUGAUAAAGCUAGAAUCACCUCAGGAUCCGAGCAGACGCAGCAGGCUCUGCAGCUUUGAUGAAGUCCAAGAAGUGCUUACAGAAAAUACGGGAACUAUAGUAACAGAAGGCAUAUCCCUUGACAUUUCUGAGAAAGAAGAGUUGCAGCUCGACUGUCAUGCUUUUGAAGGGAUGCGUAAUAUGAAAAUUCUAAAAUUUUCGAACGAACACUGUAAUGAAGAUAGCUGCAAAAUCCACCUUCCAAAAGGUCUUCACUAUCUCCCUACUAAACUACGUCUACUUCAUUGGGAAUGCUACCCUAUAGCAAGUUUGCCACUUAGCUUUAUUGCUGAUAACCUUGUCAAAAUUCAUAUGCCCACUAGCAGACUUGAGCGUCUGUGGGAAGGAUCAAAGUCCUUACUUAAUUUGAAAGAGAUUGAUCUUAGCAACUCUCAGUUCCUGAAGGAGUUGCCAGACUUGUCAAAUGCUCCCAAAGUUGAACGUAUUGAAGCCAGAGGAUGUGCAGAGUUAGUAACCAUCCCAAGUCCAAGAAACAAGUUGGAAUCUCUUGAGUUCUUGGAUCUCUCCGGAUGCUCAAAGCUUAAGGAUUUCCCAGAGAUUUCUUGGAAUAUUAGAAGGUUGUGUUUGGCUGAUACUGGUAUUCUAGAGGUUCCUCCAUCAAUUGAGAAUUUCCAUCAGCUUAGUGUCCUAGAUAUGAAAAGGUGCAAAAUGCUAAAGAAAGUUGCACUAAUCAGUAAAAAGUUGGAGAAGCUAGAAUGUUUGGAUCUAUCUGGUUGUUCAAGUGUUACAAGCUUUCCCGAAAUCUCUUACAGUGUGAAAGAGCUUCUUCUAAGUGAGACUUCCAUAGAAGAGAUCCCUUCGGCUAUCAAGUACUUCACAAAGUUACAGUUACUGGAGUUAAAGAACUGUCUGAGGUUGACAAGUCUUCCAAGCAGUAUUUGUGAGUUACAGUCUAUAGUGGAACUCAAUCUUUCUGGAUGUUCAAACUUGACUAGCUUUCCUGAAAUCACAGAGAACAUGUACAACUUAAAGUAUCUUUCUUUAAAGGGAACGACCAUUAGGGAGCUACCUUCAUCACUCGAGAACUUGACUAGCCUUUGUUCUCUAGAUCUUGAGAACUGCAACAGCCUCAUCAGCCUUCCAGAUAGCUUACUCAAAUUAAAGUCCUUGGAGGAACUUAAUAUCUCUGGCUGCUCAAAUUUGGUCAACUUUCCAGGACGCAUUGGAAAUCUCGGAUCUUUAGUUACUGUCAGAGCAAGUAGAUGCAGAAGUGAAGUUGUUGAUUUUCUAGAAGGUGGUUCAAGCUCACUUAAAAUCUUGGAUUUAAGUGACUGUGGGAUCACAGAGUUUCCUGAGUCUUUAACACUCUUAUCUACAGUGACAGAGCUAGAUCUGAGUCAAAACUGUUUUAGCACAGUACCUCCAAGCAUCAAGGAUCUUCAAGAUCUCCAAAGUCUCGAUUUAAGCCAUUGCCAGGAGCUUGAAUCCUUGUUAGGAGUCCCAACUGGUCUCACAAGGCUUAACGUAAUCAACUCAAGAUUGCUGGAAACGGUUGCACUCAGAAACUCUUCUGAGCUUCAGCUUUAUCCUUUGAACAAUGUGGAAGCCUUUGUGUUUGCUGCUUGUCCAUCACUAAGCCAAUAUGCGACAGACAACAUCAAGGCUUAUGCAAAACGCAGAAUCCAUGUCAUGGCAUCCCAUCUAGGUCUUACCUUAAACUUUAAAGGUGAUGACUUGUCUCUCAAUAGAUGGAUGAAACCACAACAAGUGCAAUAUUUGCUCUCUACCAUGUACGGAUAUGGGAACCUCCAUGAAGCAUUGAUCGGUAUACAUACAACCUUUUUCAAUGAUGAACUGAUAUUAGAGGAGCCACCACCUAGGCUAAUUGGUCGCAUACUCCAUGAUUUCCAUGAAAGGUAUAGGCUAGAUGUUCAAGGUCUGCUACAUUUCUUCUCCUUGAUCGCACAUCUAUAUCUGUAUUACCAAGGAAAGCCUUCAACUAAUUUCUGCUUACCAGGGGAUAAUAUUCCUGAAUGGUUUUGCCACCAAAGCAACGGGUCAUGUGUUGAGGUAAUGCUUGAGCAUCUCAAACAUUCAAAUGAGAGUGUUACAUUGGCAGGUUUUGCUAUAUCAGUUCUUGUUGCGUUUCAAGACUAUAAUGAUGAUAAGGGUAUCAGCAUCAAAUAUGAGUGUCAGUUCCAUUUCAACUAUAUUAGGACUUAUGAAGGAUCAGGAUAUUUGAGGGGAUGGGAUGGGAAAAAGGGAAAGCCUUUGUGUAUUGAAGGGGAUCAUUUGUUCUUGGGCUUCGAUUCGUCUAUUCUCUUUGAUGCAGCCAAUGGUAUCGAACAGUUUGUUAAAUAUUCUGAAGAUCUUGUUAAAGCCAGUUUUCAAUGUUAUGUUAUUGAUGAGGAUGGAAAUCCUAUCAAUUCUUGCACGGUAAAAAAGUGUGCAAUCCAACCACUAUAUACAUGUGACCUGUUCUGGAUCUGCCCUUUUCUUAAUUGGCAGACCAAGUCUCUAAAGGCAAACUUAAGCACACAUGACAUAACCAAAGGACUGACCACAAGUUUUACAGGGUUUCUUGAGAAGGUGUUGAGAGAUUUAGACUUAUAUGGUGCAAUCUCAUUAGGCAUCAUGAAUGUUCUUGGUAACUUAUCUGUGGAUGUUUUCCAUCAGGGAGGAUAUGUUUAUAUCAUCAUAAAAUGUGAAAAUGGAGGCCUACCUUUAGGCCUUCAAGUUUUGAAUUUGCAUCUUGGGACAGCACCACUUGCAGUCAAGCUGAUUCAAAUGGCCAAACAAUCUCAAGAUUCAAGGGCAUUCUCAAUUGAGUUUUCGAAUGUGGACGGUGGAGAUUUUGGUUGCAGGAUCAAAGUUAAGAAAUGCGAGUUCCGUCCAUUGCAGAGCCAUGUCAUGCUAAUUGACAGAUAUGCAAUUACUUAAGUUUAAAAGGAACCAAAUUGCUUGAUGGAGAUGUGACAUGUCUGUGAUGGCAUACUCAAUCAGUAUCUGCUACAACACCAUCAAGGUCAAAGGUUCGGCAAGUUUCAUCUUAAUCAAAGUGUUCAUUUAUGUUAUUUGGAUGAUGCAUCCAUAAAAAAAACAUUCAAAUGCAGGAUCUAGACUCAACGCUGAGAUGAUAAUUUUUGUUUCUAAACUCAGUUUUUCCUUCUAGAUGUUGUAUUUGGAUACAAUUUUGAACGUUUAUGAGGUUGUAAAAAUAUUUUCUUAUGCAAUUUAUUCCAAAAUGACUAAAACUGGCA
Molecule: messenger RNA, 5082 nt
Organism: Camelina sativa (false flax)
Lineage: Eukaryota; Viridiplantae; Streptophyta; Magnoliopsida; Brassicales; Brassicaceae
Product: disease resistance-like protein DSC1
Biological process (GO): defense response; signal transduction
Molecular function (GO): ADP binding; protein binding
Source: RefSeq, a predicted model, not a curated record